GUCGUCCGCGGGCGGGGAGGGCGUCCACUGCGUCGCCCUCAAGUGGGGGUUCGUCGGCCGGAGCGUGCUCGUCGGGAACGCGCUGGUGCACCUCUACGCGGACCACGGGUCGUUGGCGCGUGCGCGGAGGGUGUUCGACGAAAUGUCCGAGAGGGACGUCGUCUCCUGGACGACCAUGGUGGACGGGUACGCGCGGAGAGGGAUGGCUGACGAUGCCUGGCACGUGUUUUGCAGGAUGGUGGUGGCCGGGGGCCAGCAGCCGAAUGAGGUGACGCUGGUUGCGGCGCUGUCGGCGAUUGGGCAGAUGGGACUGCUAGCGCUGGGAAGGAGGGUGCAUAGUUAUGUUGCAGAGGGUGGUGUGGGUGGAAGUGUUAGCUUGGCGAAUGCGCUGAUCGACAUGUUUGGGAAAUUCGGGUGCGUGCCCUCUGCCAGGGAGGUUUUCAACGGCAUGGCGGCCAAGGAUGUGUACUCCUGGACGACCAUGGUUAACGUUUAUGCAAAGUGUGGUCACCUGGAGAGUGCAGCUCAGCUGUUUGAGGAUAUGCCUAGGAGGAACGCAGUUUCUUGGAGUUGCAUCAUCGCUGCUUACUCGCAGGCAAAUCAGCCUGAGGAAGCAGUGAGGUUGUUUAAAAAGAUGAUUGAAGAAAAUGUUGAGCCGAUUAACGCUACCCUUGUGAGUGUGCUUCCGGCGUGUGCUCAGUUGGGUUGCCUGGAUCUUGGUAGGUGGAUAUAUGAUAACUACAUUGUCAGUGGCAAGGCUGUACUUACCGUAAAUUUAUGCAAUGCAUUCAUUGAUAUGUAUGCAAAAUGUGGAGAUUUGGAUGCAGCAUCAAGGUUAUUUGCUGAGAUGGGAGAGAGAAAUGUAGUGAGUUGGAAUUCGAUGGUCAUGGCCCAUGCUGUGCACGGUCAGUCUGAAGAAGUCCUUCAUCUCUUUGAGCAGUUGAAAGGAACAGGUAUUCUGCCUGAUGAGAUCACAUUCCUUGGGCUACUUUCUGCAUGCAGUCAUAGUGGGUUGGUUUCAGAAGGGCGUCGGUAUUUUAAAGAAAUGAAAAUGGGCUAUCAGAUUGAACCCAAAGCAGAACACUAUGCAUGCAUGAUCGAUCUUUUGGGGAAAAGUGGACUUCUUGAAGAGGCACUUGAAGUUGCAAAUGGUAUGCCAAUGGAAGCUGGUGAGGCCGGUUGGGGUGCUCUUUUGAAUGCAUGCAGAGUGCAGGGCAAUGUAGAGAUUGGUGAAUGUGCUGCAGAUAAGCUAGUAAAACUCGAUCCAUUGGACAGUGGAAUCUAUGUACUUAUGUGCCAAAUAUAUGCAAAUAAAAGUAAAUGGGAUCAGGUGAAGAUGCUGAGGAUGUUGAUGAGAGAUAGAGGGGUAAAGAAGAAUCCUGGAUAUAGUUCUAUUGAAGUGGAUGGAAAAUUUCAUGAGUUUUUGGUGGCAGAUGUUUCACAUGUUCAGUCAGAAGAUAUUUAUGCAGCAUUGAAUAACAUUUAUUUCCAUUUAAAAUUGGAAGGUUAUGUUCCUCUAACUUGACAUGAGUGUGGUGGCAAUGCUUUCGUCCUUGUUCAUGCACCUCAUAAUAGCCAUGGCUGUAGAUAGAAAACAAAAACUUGGCAACAGACAGCAUUUCAUAUAUUUAAAGCUCAGCUUCGUGCAAUUGUGCUGUACAUAGUUUUGACCUGCUGUGAUACAUUCAGUCCAUUCGAUGGCUCAAGAAAGAGAUGAAUUGCCUAUGUCUUAAAAAGAAAUUCAUGGACAGGAAAAGGGCCAUUCUGAUUUGUUAUGCAGUAGUCUAGGUUUGAUCAGAUUUUGUCAUGUGGAGAAACUAUUAUACUGUUAAGGAACUUGAUUGACCCACGACUAAUUCUGACCAAACUAUAACCAGCUGUAGAGCUUUUACAUGGUGAAACAUAUUACUUCCAUUCCAGUAUCCAAAAUGCGCUUUGGAAAGACUUUCUCAAUGUUAUUAAGUUUUUGGUUGAUUUACCAAGAAGCCACCUAUGGCGAUUAUUGCAAGAGGAAGGCCGUCGCAUUUCUUCAGAAGUUGCUCUGCUUGUUCAAUCAACUCAGGAUAUUGCCGAUGCAAAUGUUCCUUCUCCUUAAAUA
Molecule: messenger RNA, 2098 nt
Organism: Triticum urartu
Lineage: Eukaryota; Viridiplantae; Streptophyta; Magnoliopsida; Poales; Poaceae
Source: RefSeq, a predicted model, not a curated record